This is a messenger RNA of Gloeophyllum trabeum ATCC 11539, 933 nucleotides long. RefSeq names its product NAD P-binding protein. Lineage: Eukaryota; Fungi; Basidiomycota; Agaricomycetes; Gloeophyllales; Gloeophyllaceae. The transcript has 10 exons. The record is from RefSeq and is a predicted model, not a curated record. The coding region runs from base 1 to 933 and encodes 310 amino acids.
AUGGCAGACUCCGUCCUCCAGAAUCUCACUGCGAGGAAUUUAUUCGAUUUACGAGGAGUGAUCGCUGUGGUGACUGGUGGUGCGACGGGUAUCGGGCUCAUGAUAAGCACUACGCUUAUGGCUAAUGGGGCGACGGUGUAUACAGUUGGCCCGAAGCAGGAGGAGCUUGACAACGUGGCCAAGCUCUGGAAUGACGGAGCUGGCAAAAAUCCGAAUAUGGGGCGUAUGCAUGGUAUAGCUGGAGAUGUGCGGCUGAAGUCCGAAGCGAAACGUUUAGCUGAGGAAGUAGCCAAACGGGAGGAGCACAUUACAGUCCUCUUCAAUAAUGCGGGCAUAGUUCAAGGGUCCACGACCCGCCCUAAAGCGGGGGCAACAGCAGCCGACUUCGUCUCAGCGUACUUCGACCAUGUGACGGAGGAGGACUUCGAUAAUACCUUGCGGACGAACACCUUUGGUCCUUACUGGCUGAGCUUCGCCUUCCUCCCUUUGCUGGAGAAGUGGAAGAGCCCAGAGAAUCAGUUCUCGCAGAGAUUCGUACCGCAGAUUAUCAUGACGAGCAGCCAGACUGGGUGGACAAAAGACGUAGUCCUGGCCCUUCAGUCGUUCCCUUACCACUUCUCGAAGGCUGCAAUCGGCGCAGCCACGGCGUCCCUCGCUCACGAGCUCUUGCCUCUUGGUAUCCGCGUCAAUGGCAUUGCUCCAGGCCCCUUCCAGACAGCUCUAAGUUCCCCAGGGACCUUAAAUGAGCUAGGUAUUCCCAUCCGUCCGCCAGCGCAUGGCUGGGAAGGAUUCCAGAUUCCAUGCGGCGUAUCCAACGCUCCUAGCAGAGACAUCGGUACUGUCAUACUUAUGCUCGUCGCCAAUUGGUUCAUCAGUGGAGAGACAGUCUUAGUUGAUGGCGGAACUUUACUGAAGCAUCCUUCGUCGUGGUGA